This is a messenger RNA of Taeniopygia guttata (zebra finch), 21497 nucleotides long. It is a transcript of the gene LIN52, whose product is annotated as lin-52 DREAM MuvB core complex component. The record is from RefSeq and is a predicted model, not a curated record. Gene Ontology annotation, cellular component: DRM complex. Lineage: Eukaryota; Metazoa; Chordata; Aves; Passeriformes; Estrildidae. Gene Ontology annotation, biological process: regulation of DNA-templated transcription.
CGCCCCGCGGCGGCCGCGAGCCGCGAGCGCGGCGCGUGGGGCUGGGGCGGGGUCUGCUCCCGCUCCCGCUCGGCCCGGCCGCGAGCGCGGUCACGUGAGGCGCGCGCCAUGGCGGCUCCGGCGGACGGCGCCGACCUGGAGACCUCGCUGCUGAGCUUCGAGAAGCUGGACCGCGCCUCCCCGGACCUGUGGCCCGAGCAGCUUCCCGGGGUUGCCGAGUUCGCCGCCUCCUUCAAAAGCCCCAUUACAAGUUCUCCCCCCAAGUGGAUGGCUGAAUUAGAAAAUGAUGAUAUUGAUAUGUUGAAGGAGUUGGGAAGCCUUACUACAGCUAAUCUGAUGGAAAAAGUUCGUGGCCUGCAGAACCUGGCUUAUCAGCUGGGACUGGAUGAAUGAAGGUUUUGCUGUGACUUUUUGAGUUCUAGCUGGAGAUCAAAAAAGGAAGCUUGCUGCUAUUGCCAGCAGAGUAGACAUACUACCUCUUCUCAUCAUAUUCAUUCCAAGUUUGUUCUUCACCUCCCCCCUCCAGUGAAGUGUUGGUUCUUAGAAAUUUAUUUUGGUAAUAAAACAUUACUUUAUACUUGCCCAUGAAAGCAUGUUUGAAGGCUGUUUGUGGAUUCUUUAAAGUGUCCAAGAGAUUGUUGUUCCCUAAGCACACUGCAAACUUGUAUCAUAAUUAAGUCAGAUGAAUUAAUGUGCAGAAAAUUCAGAUCAUAACUGUAAGUGAUUAACUUAGGCUCUUAAACUGUGAACCCAAACCUAUGGUUGGUGUGCUGUAAUUCAGUUGUCAGUCCCAAAAUUGUAUGCUUCAAUGGAUUUUGGUUGUGAGAAAAUGGGUGAAUUUAUUCUUGCUGUUUUGGGUCACAAUGAGGAGAUAAUAAAGCUGUGUUCACUGCUUUUCACAGUUGUAAGUUUUGACAGUAAAGCUAAAGGAUAUAGUUUAGUUAUUUUCUUGCAAUUUAUCUUACAACUUGUACUGUAAAUGAGGAGGUGGGAAUAGCAAACUCCAUGCUGUGUAAGAAGAGAUUUUCAGUUUGUGAUUUAAUCAUACUGAUUGGUUUCCACAGCACAAGCACAAGAGUGGAGAUAAUUGAAAGAUAUCUAAUAACUGAUUAAGUAGAUUUCAUUUAUGUAUUGUUUUGAGCACUGUUUUAUUGAAAGCUUGUAAGCUUUAUUAUAAUAUGUUCAGCAGAAUAUAUUUUCUGUGUAGAAAUUUUACAUUGAUAGGGCAUUUUCAUAUGGAGAGCUUUUUGUGCUAUGAGGAAUAUAUCCACAGAUUGUUUAAACUUCACAAAGUGACGAUUAUUUUGGUAUCACUGUGCACUGUCAUGUAAAAUUUUGCUUUUCAGGUACUUGGUGAUUUUUUACAAACAUAUAUAUUAUAAAUAAGUAUCUCUUAAGUCCUUGCACAACUUCCCCCAAACCUAUUACUGCAUUUUAAAGCUUUCCAGGUUUACUGGCAAUACAAUAAAUAUUAGCUCCCAUAUUCUUCAAAUUAAAAUGUGACUUCUGUUUUCUCAUUUUGGAGUUUGAUGUCUGUUCUACUGAAUCAGGUAAAAUUGGGUUUGGUCAGUAGCUGGAGGGGAUUCCAUGAAGAGCGCAGUUGUUGCUCAGGGAAGGGCACCAAUUAAGCAGCAUUGGUGCCAUUCUCCUGGAGGGUUGCUGAACUGUUAUCCUAUGGUAGCUCUAGAGGGCUCUCUGCUGUUGGAAAUGUCACAUUUCUAAUGACUUAUAUGACAAAGGUCUUAAUAACCUGUUGGUCGUUAAGGAACUCGUAACACUUCUUUUGCAAAUGUUAACCUCAUUGUCAUCAGCAAAAUAUAGCAUAUGCAAUUAGAAUCUAAUUUUCUCCGGUGUCAAUUAAAGGGUCUCAUUUUUAUUCUGAACUGUGUUGUACUCUGCCUGUAAAUGUCUAUCACUUAAGUUACAGCAUUUAAGUAGUGUAGGAACUGCAGUUUGUGACGUUCCUUGUUAAGUCACUAAGAGUAUGAUGUUGCUGGCACUGACUGUGCAAGAAAGAGAGAAGAUAAUCAUCCCAGGCUUUAUUGUAACCAUGCAGUUUGUUACUGUAGUAGCCUUAAAAAUAUAUAGGCAUUGUUUCAGGAGAAUUAGAAAUGAAUGUAUAAGAUGGAGGACAAGAUGGGACAGGAUGAAAGUAUGAAAAGUAAUUUUUCAGCAGAGCAAUAGGUGCUUGUCCUCAAGUUCUAUGAAGGCAUUAGAAAUGAAGGACUACCUUCUGGUAAUACUUCUGCUUUAUUUUAAAACCCUUUGGAAGUUUUACAGGGACAUGAAUUCCAGUUCUGUUUGGUGGGUGGGCAGUGGCAUGCGGGGUUUGACUGGGUAUCUGUAUCAGACUUGGUUGCAUUAAAAUGGACUUUGAACUGGUUAGUUUGAAAAUCAGUCAAGCAGUUAAAGAUUGUAAUGUUGCGUUCUUUAUUGUAACAGUAAAUUCUAUUUUCUUAUAGUUUUGUAGGGUUUUUUUUCUUUAUACAUGCCAGUGCUACAUUGCUUUCACUCAGUUGUGUUUUGAAAGCAGUGAAAACCAGAAAUAACUAGGAGUAACAUCAGUGAAAACUACAAGACUAGAAAUGUCUGUCUAAACUAGAAAUAACUGUAACAUGGUUGCAGCUUACAUUUUGCAGCACCUUUGGGCAUCAUGGGUUGGAUGUUUAUUAUGGACAGUGCUGCAGUGUUCUGCAUGAUAAGGAGCUUACAUAUUGAGGGAGUGAAAAUAACAUUGAGUUUGAUGCUCAUUGAGCUUCCCAGUUGAAAACAUGCAUGAGCGUCCUAUUUUUACUCGGUGGUGCGCUCUAUGUUGUGUAUUCUGCAAAGCCCUUGUUUAAAAUCACCCUUGUGAAUACUGCUGAAGGGGGAAAAGGUGAAGUAUGGAUAGACUCAGGAAAGGAAGAGGCUGGUUUAUUUUCACUGGUAGCAUUUGCAGUUCCCCAGACAAUGAGGGAUGCAGAAACUGCCUUUUGAGAGCCACAACUUGAUUAGAUGUUUGAGUCUGUUGUAAAAUCCUGUGGUGUCUGCCUCUUGUGCCAGCAUGAAAAUUCUCCUUAUACAAUGGAGGAAAGGUAUUGACAAAUCUUUCAUGUAAAUUCUGUGUCUUUUUCCUUCUUCUAGGGACUACAUUACAUAGUAGGAAAAAUAUACUGAAUCACCCUUACUUGAGGAAAACACAAACUAAUAACAAUUAAGCUAUUGAUUACUUUUUCAGGCAGUAAAAAGAUGCUUCUUCCAGGAUUCAUUUCCCCACACUAUCCUUGACUUCAAACACCUGCAACAUACAAGUUCUGGUAGUAGAUGAAUUCAAACACUCAGUCCUCCUAGCAUUUUGGAUAUAUUUAUUGCAUGUACUACAUCUUUUCAUGUCUAACCACUGUAAUUUGAGAGGAAAUAAUAUAUUUUUUAUUUAAGGUUAUGGGUAGUACUAGUUCAGUGGAAGUGGGGAUUUUAUAUAUUUUAAUGCACUACUGCAAUUUUUGUGUAAUGGAAUCUUAUAUUAAAACCUUUUGUGUAACUAUUGCGAUUUUGCUUGUAAAUUCAGAGGAUAUAGGCGUGGCCAGUUUUAAACUACAUAAGAUUUUGCAAUGUUUUUUGAAAUAUAUUUUCAAGUAAUUGAUUUAACUGAAAUAUUUUUUGUGAGAUACAGCAUUGUGGAGUGGCAUCCGCACCCUCUUUAUGCUUUGACUUGUUAGUUUUAAAUACUUUUGUAGUCAAUAGUGUGAUCAGAACACUGGAGUUACUAAACAAAAUGUCUCAUAACAGUGUCUCAGAAUUAGUGUUAACAAAAAUGCUCUCCAUAUGUUUAAACAUGCCUCCAUCUAUAUUUCAUGUAACACUGUAUAUUGUUAAAUCCUGUCAGUUUUAAGAUCUAAAUAUUUUAGGAAAGAAUAAGUCAAAAAUACCCUUCUGGCUACUGCAUCUGUGUGAGGGACAUCCACCUAGUUUGGAGCAUUUGAAAAUAGAAUCCCUAUAUUUACUGUGUUUACCAGUGUUUACUUCCCUGUUGUUGUUCCAUGCUGUUCAGGAAAGUGACCAAAGGCAGAGGGGGACACAUUGAAAGUUACUUAGUACAAAUUUGUAUUGAGAAGAAAAAGGAAAUAAACAUUUUCUAUAGUCUUCCAUUCCUAGCUGUUUUUCUGAUUAAGUAGCUGUGGUGGGUAAAAUACAGGUGCAUAUGAGUUUUGAAGAUCACUACACAGCUGACAGGGAUAAAAAAAGUUUUUUACCAGUGGUAGCCUUUAUCCCUCAGAGGCCCAUGUAUAUAAGCUUUAUGUUAUAUGAAGCUGUAUUCUAACUGCCCUAAGGUGUAUCCAGUACAUGUACAAGUCUUUUGACUUCAAGGUCUGCUUUUUACUGAGUACUCCAUAUCUCUUUUUAAAAAAACAGAAAAAUUAUUUGUUAGAUUUUUUUUUUAGCCAUUUUCACUUUUUGGUAAUCAGCAGCAUCACUGACUUUUUGUGUCUCAGUUUGAAUGUACAGUAGUGGUGUUCCAUUUUAAAAACAGUUUAGUUGAAAUUAUUAUAGCAGAAAUAAUAUAAAGGUUGUAAUAGGAUGUAGUUUUCAAAAAGCCGAACUUUCUGUGUAAAUGCAUAUAUUAAUGUUACCUGGCAGUUGUUUUCAGCUCUGGUCUGAAUGUUUUAUUAAAUUUUUGAAAAUGCAUCUUUUUUUAUUAUUUUGACCUAGCUUUGUUGCACUGAUGGUUCUGUUUAGUGAACUUUCUCCAGCUAUUCCACACUCUGAGCCAUCAGAAGAUAGUAAUUCUCUAGUUGCAGUGGGUGGCAAUGCCUAUUCUCUGAAGAGCUGGCUUAUGAAUCCUUGUCUGAGGUUCUGGUCUAAAUCUCUUGGUCAUGCUGGGGUCACCACAGUGCAUUUACCAGGCUGAAGUUGCAAAGUCUUCAAUGCCCAGGCUGCCUGGUGCUUCCCUGUUAGAAUUCAGUGUGCCAGACCCAUGGCACCCUGUCUUUUCAUGAAUGGAAUUCAAAAAGACACUUAUAUUUCCAUAAAUAAAUUAGGAAUUCAGUGGCUUCUUCUGGCUAAUCAGGGCAGGCUGAUAAACCUUGCUAGCUGUUUAAUAAAUGAAUUGUGACUGAUUACCUAUUAAUAUGGACGCCUCAGGAAUUCACCCUGGGGGAAGCAGAGCAGUGAAAUAGAGAGGGGCAUGGCCCCCUGGGAAAUCAGGGCUUCAUGUUUGCAGCUUAAAUAUCUCUGUGAAGUAUCAAUAAGGAGGUAAUUGAAUUUUGAACACAAACAUGAGCGCCGGGUGGAUGAAGGAGAGGGGGGCCCUGAUCAUCUCUUCAUACCCCUUCAUACUCCCCUCCCCUUCCCCUUAGAGACCACUCUAGUGAAGAUAGAUGCUAAAUCUAUUAAAUAAAGAUUAGACUGUGUCGUGGUAGAAAAUGGCAGCUUAGCUAGAUCCCUGGGCAAAUUGGGACCUUUAAGCAAUACAGAAAAUUAAAAUAUACAUUUUUAACAAGUGUGCUGUCGACACAGUAAUAAUGACUCUGUGGCUUGUGGGGUUUGCUCACCUUUCAGAUCUGCUUUUGUUUGGUUAUAUCACUUGCCCUUGUUUUGAAACCAGCCUGCUUGGUCUCUCUGAAGCAGAGAAGACUUAGGGGAAAGAAGGUUAUUUUCCCACCUUGCUUUCUUUGGCACUUUUUAUUGGCUCUUAUGCUUAUAGUAGUGUAGAAGAUCAGUACUCUUGUAUUUGAAUAUGAAAAUAAUUAACUUUGGCUCCAGCACACUCAGUCGCAUGUUCUGAAAAGUAGUUAGGAAUAGUCUAGAGGAAGCAUGGAGAUGUAAAUGUGAUCAAAUUUUUUAGAAAUAGUUUUUAUUUUCUAAGCACAUGGCUUUGUUUUUAUUUACUCCAGAUAAAUUUUUCUGAAUUUUACUCUUAUGGGAAAGAUUAGUAUAGGGGUGUGCAUUGUAAAAGGUCAGUAUUCUUUUUUGUCACACAGUGAAUUGUAGAAACACAGCUGAGGUGGUGUUCAAGGGGUGACAGUGUUCCUUUAUAAUACUGUGCUAGACAUAGAACACAACCAGGCCUUCUUCACAAUCUCACAUGCCCUAUUAUCUGUUGCAGAAAGUCAACAGAUCUUGGGUUUUGCAGGCAGAACCUCAUCUGUCUGUACAAAUAGAGGACCAAUUGCUAUACUGAAGAGACUACUCCUCUUGCUUUUGCCAAGUAAGAUGUUUACCCUACAGAACAAAAUCCAAAAUUUUCUGUUUAAUUAUUUGGAACAAGAAAUGAGCAUAAACCAUGAGUGUUUCCCUGGAGAGAACUGUUGUUCCUUCCAUCUAGAUUUUUUUUUUCUUUAGUCUAGAUAGUUUUGAAAAUGGAAAGGAAAAAAAUGAUUUUGUGCUUUGUUGAAUGUCUCAGUUUAAGACAUAUUAGGGGGAAACCCCAAUACACUGAAUUACAGUGGACUGAGACAAUAGUAACAUGGGGACUUCUGUCUGUUCUUGGACAACAUCUCUCUGAUAACACCACUUCCCUGUUUUCCGACUUCUCUCAAGUAUUAGCAGUUGUGCCCAGAAAACCCUUGGCACUGCAUCUUCAGCUUUAAAUGCUAAGAAGCGAACUCAGUGUUCAUUUUUUGUUUAAAAAGAAUAGUAGAUAUUAUUAAGUAUAAAAAAGUAUUAACACACCUGUGCCAUUCUAGUGACAGUAUUGAGCAUAUUUGGAAUGCUUUGUCUUCCAUUAAGUUAGAGCUGCAUUCAGACGUGGUUUUUUAUUUGUUUUCCAAAUUGUCAUCUGCUUCCACAUCCUAGCAAUUUCAUCACUUGUCUUUUGUGACGGGUGUUUUGCAUUGGGAAUGUCUGUAUUCUUUCAUCCAGCCGUGCUUCUAGGAAGAAAAAAAAAACUUUGUAAGCUGGUUUAGCCUCAAAGAUUCUCAUUCAUGGUGUUGACACCAAAUUGAAAAGGAACAGGUACCACCCCUUAGCUAAAUUACAGUAACUGUUCAUUGUGUAUGUGCUGGAGCCUGUUUCAAUUGAAGAAGACAGAUCUCAAGCCUCCUUUGGUAAGAGGAGAUUACAUCACUGGGUUUACUUUUGGUCAAGCGUGUUGAUCAUGGGCUUCUUUUUUGGGACUUCCUGGCCCUUGUUCUCCUUGCAAGGGGACAGCUCCUUUCCUGAACCCCACCCCUUUCUCUCCAGUUCUCAGUCUGCUAUUCAUAACACAUCUAGUUUCCUUUAACCUUAGCUGGCCCCUUUCAAAGAAGUCCCCUGUACAUUGACAGCCUAUGUCCUUUUUUUCCUUAUGCUACGGGCAUUCCUUAGCCUUAUUGUAUCACCUAUGCCUCUGCCUUUUUUGGAGAUUUUUCUGUUCUCUUUUUCCUGCUUGUACACUUAAACUAAUUUUCUAGCUCAGGAGUUUUCAUUCCUUUGUAUAUCCCAAAUUUAAAAGGAGACUCUUGCUAAUUUGUUCUGUAGCUUCUUCUGAAGGCAGGCAUGUGCCAGGAACCUCACAAGCUUAUGGCUUUCCAUAUUAAGGCACUUAGUGAUGCAACAUUUUAAUUAAAUUAACCAGAAUUCGUAAAUUGUAGAUAGACAGAUUUUCCAGAUCAUCUCAAUAUGAGCUUUUAGAGUGAUCAACACUCUGCUGGUGUUUAAUCCAUCAGACUGCCAUAUGGAGCGUUGAAGAGUAGAAUAUCUGUUUAUUAACAAUUGUUGUUUUUUCACGUCAGCAAGUAUGAUUUUUGUAUUUGAGGACCUAGGAGUGCAAUCUGUUGCUGCAUCUCUUACGUGAGUUAUAUCAACCUCAUGCCAGACCUCAUUUCAUGCCAAUCCUUCUUUUUUUACUCAAUUUAGGUGAUCCAAUAGGCUGUCUAAAUGGCAUAAUAGAGCAAGAGGGUCGUUCUACCAGGGUCUUCAGAAGUUCUUUGGUUACACUAUCACAAGGGGAAUGUGUUCAGAUGUCUUUUAUGAGAAAUUGCAGAUAUCCAUAUUGUCGGUGAUUUCUGUGAAUAGUUGAGAUAUAUUUAGUAAAGCUUUGCAAUUUGAUUGACCAUAAUACAUCAUAAUUCACAAAACUCAGAAAAUUGUUUGAGAUCGAGCCUACAUUUUAUUCACUCUCAACAAGAAUUAAUAAAUUCUUGUUCCCAAAUCCUAGGAUAUCUGGUGUUGGACUACUCUAGGAAUAGAAUUUACCUGUCUCUUUAGAGCAGUUGUCUGUUCCAUUUUAUUGUGAAAUACAAGUCUGUUUCUACUCAUUUAGCUGAGUGACUGCUUUCCAUUGUUGGUCUUUCCAAUGGGAAAAAUACUCUUCAGGCAAGAGGAAAAAAAUGUGCUUGUAUUGUGACGUUUUCAUUGCUCUUCUCAGAAAGAAGUAUUAGCUCUUCUAGAAUGGGAGAUGAGAUUAGUGCAGUAAGUCCAAGCACGCAAGCCAUAAUUUAAAUCUUCUUCCAAUUUUGAUCUAACAUUUAUGGAAUAAAACCUUUCCUAUAUAUCCACACAGUGCUUAUCCAAGAUUUUAUAAUAUUAUACUUUUCUCAGAAUCUUUUACUCUGAUCUUAUAAAAUCUUGUUCCACUCACAAAGAUGAGUUUCAUAUUUUGGCUGUGAUCAAGAUCUCCAUACAUUUUUGCACAUACUUCAGUAUUGUAUCAGACUGUUUUUCCAUUUCUCUUUCUUGUCAUGUUUUUUUCUUUGUUGUUCCAAUGUUCUGUAUAUUGUGGACUUUUACAUGACUUAUGUGGUUUUGGAUGAAAAACUUGCUGUUUGGCAGAAUUGUCGUGACAAAUCUGUCUGAAUUUGCUGGAGAAUUUACUCAAAGUAAUUGGGGUUUAUGCACAGUCAAUGAAUGUGGCAGGAUUUAAUAAUGUUUUGCAUGUGCCCCUUAAACCUCCUGAACUCCUGGGAUCAUUCAAAACAGCCAGGUCCAGAAUAGCCAGGUCCUCAGCAUGAGCAGAUCGUUCUUCUCCUGUAUGUCUUCAGGCUUGAGUGAAUCUUCAAGUCACAGCAAAUUAUUAUGGUAUCUCCCACCUCUUCUGUUUGAAUUUAGUAAUUGUUUAUGCUUUACACCCUGUAUUUCUGCAUAAGGUCUAAUAAUCUUUUCCCAGAAAGGAGCUAAGUCUCAUUGUCUUUUUUGUAAUUUUGGAUACUCUGUCACUUCAGGCAGUAUUUUGGUAGGAAUAAUUUUGAGAUCAUGUGGUACACACUGUUCACUUCUAGAGAGCUGCUUAUAAAUCAAGAGUUUUCUUCAUGAGAAUGUGGGGGGGGGGGAAAGAGGAUUUAUUUGAUUUUGAAAGGUAGUGCAGUUGUUACUUUACAUCUCUUCAAUUGAAAAGAUAAAUUGAAAAUUCCUAUUGACUCACAACUCUGAAAAGAAUGAGAGGGGGGAAAAUCAGAAAACAAGUAAUGGAAGCUAGUGAGAUGAAAAUUAGCAAAAAUAAAUGCUUUUUACAUAAUGAAUUAUUUGAUAUGGGACUUUCCGCACACUGGGAUUUUUUUUUUUUUUUUUUUUUUUGGAUCAAGUACUUAGCAGCAAUUGGAAAGGAAUCAGGCAAUUAAAUGGAUAGUGAGAGCAUUUUUAGUUAGAGCAGAAAAAAAAUCUAAAAUGAAAUAGGAAAUAUCAUCUGCUUCAGGAUAUAAAACAAGCACUUAAGAAGAGGAGGAAUCCUUCAGUAAUAAUUAUUCCAUAUGUCUUCAUAAUGUGGCUCCCUAAUUUAUCUUUUCCUGUGAUGCUUCUGAUCUUGGCUGCAGUCAGGCAGGAUAUCUGACUGGGUAGAUUACUGAUCUGCCUUGCUCUGUCAAUUCCUGUGUUCAUAUACAGUUUUCAUGACUACAGAGCACAGAGAUUCUUGUUUAGCAGGAAAUAACAUUUCUACAGUCUCUUUUAGCAACUAGUCAUAGAUCCUAUUUAUAGAUAGGAUUUUAUAUGCAAGAUUUUGGUCACUGGUAUAGAAUGGUAAUUCUGAGUAUGCUCUGAGUUACAUCUCUUGAGAGAACAUCAUUAUUAAACCUUUUUGAAGGUGUCCCUGGUGGCAGCUCCAUAGAGCAGGUGGCCUGCAUGGCACAGGCACACAGAGUCAGGAGCCUGUGUCUUUUCAGACCAUAUAAUCUAAAAAUCACUCAGCCUCUUUUGGUCUUCUGGGGAUAUGAUGACGAUGACACAAGACUCUUAUGCUAAAAACUAAUUGUUAACCUGCAGAGGACGUCAUUCAACACAAAUCCCAGCAGAAAAGGGGUGGGUGAUGGAUGUUUCUGGGUAGCAGUCCAAGCUAUGAUUUGGUUUUCAACAGAUAGUUCUCUGGGUUGCCCCAUUUUCAUGUCUAGUACCCGACUUUUAUGUGAAAAUAAAAAGCACAUUAAUAAUAAAAAAAACCCUCACAAUUUAUGUUUAUUAAUGUAUGCAUCUAAAACUGAAAGGAGCAAACAGUUCCUUCCCUAUCUCAGGGCAUAAAAUGCCCUCACUCUUACCUAUGGUACUUGGGUUUCCUGGAAUGUUAAGCAAAGCAGUGGGUAGGUAGAAGGUUAAAGGCAAGGCAACAGUGUUGAAAAGGAAUACAAUAAGUAGUAUAUGGGAAAGGAAUGUGGGACUGUGUAUACAUCUGUUGAUUGAAGCAUGGCCAGAAGAUCCAGGGAAGUGAUGCAUCUGCAUCUGCAAUGCCACAUCCAGUGGUGUCCUCCAUGCCCAAGCAUGAAGAAGACAUUAGUAAAACUGGAGUGAGUUCAGUGGAGGGCCACCAAGAUGAUCAGGGGCUGGAGCACUUGCCCUGUGAACAGAGGCCAAGGGAAUGGAGAAUUCAGUAUGGAUUAGAGGUGAUCUCACAGGGACCUGAUAGCUGCCUGCUAGAACAUGCAGGGAGGUUAUUUGAGAAGAUGGAGUCUGGCUGUGGGAGGAAAAGAGACAAUAAUUGUAAAUUGAUGCAAGAACGUUUCUGACUGGAAUCAAGAGAAAACUUUUCCAGCAUGGAACAGUCAAGUAUUUGGAAGGAUUGUCAAGAGAGUUUGUGCAGUCUCCAUCUGUGGGUGUUUUAUGGCUUGACUGGAUAAAGCCUUGAGCAGUCUGUCUGUUCUGGACAGAACAUUAACUGGAGACCUGCCAAGGUUCUAUCAAAUCUGAUUCUCUACAAUUUUCCUCAUGUGAUAAUGUACUGUAUACUUUAUUUGAUCUGUUCUCUUCUGGUAGAUUAAAUUUUUGUCACUAAGCACAUUUUCCUUGUAUCCUCAUUUUAUUAUACCUCUUCUACUCUGCUGUACCUUCCUAACUCUAAGUACAUCUAAUAGUUCCAUUGUCACUGGGUCAUGGUGUCUUCAGAAUUCUCCUAACUUCCAAUGUUUCUUCAGUGCCCCUCAACCCUCAGAGGAGUGCUUCCAGUCACCAAAUCUAUGGGAGACUCUUCAUGGCCGUUUUCAUAGCAAGCAGAGGCACUGCCUUCUUCUUUCCUUUCUGAGCUGUCUUGUAGAAGGGUUGUUGUCUGCUUUACUGCAGUGCCUCUGUUCUUUCUUCCAGUAGUGGAUGAAAACCAAUUCUGUGCUCAUUAAAAGAUAGCAGUGUUGCUGCAUUCAGCUUUCAUAAGAGAAGUACCUAAUGGUAGACAUGGCCUCAGACCAGUGCCAGUGCAUGGACUGUAAAUAAACAUGAAGGGAUUUUUGGAAGCAGAUGAAUACCAAAGCUUACUGGGCUACUCUCAGUAGCCCUUCUGGAGAAAAAAAAAAUAUAUUUUUUGUUUUGUAAUGAUAUUUUGUUUGGCUUUAUUUCAAAAAACUGGAGUUUCUUCUGGCCUCUACUCUCAGGAGAUAUCUUCAACUCCAAUACCCUCUGUAUUUCUUGGAUUUUUGAUAUUUUCUUAAAAACUCAUUGAUACUAAAAGCAUGAGGAUGUUUAUGAAAAAUGUUCUCACAUUUCCUUGUGGGUCUGGGAGGGUAUUUUUGGGUAUGUCUUUUACAUCUGCUUUUACAGUUAAGCCUUAUCUAGUUGCUUUUAAGCUCGUUAGCAGCUAAAUUGUAAUAAUUGCAGCAGAACCUACAUUGUUUAGAUUUUAAUACCCAUUCCAAAUAGCCUUGAGUGUAUUACAGUUUGAUUAUCAAGUAAGUCAGAUUAACACUAGUCCAUAAGAACAGUUUUCACUAUUCAUUCAAACUUGACUCUCCUAGCAUUUGGAUGCUGUAAAACCUGUAACAUUUCUAAAUGAGUGUAUUUCCUCAGGUGUCUUGUGACCAGCUUGCAGUUAGUAAAGAUGGUUUUGAAUUUCCUGAAUCCUCUUCUGUCUCUCAAGAUACUCCUCAGCUCAGGGCAGUGCUGCCAGAAGAGUAUUGUAGUGGGCAGAAAACAUGAAACUUACCAAGUUAAAAUAACUUAAAUAAUAUAACUAUACCUUAAAAUGCUGGAAUAAAGCAAGCAGUGAAUAUACUGGGAAGGUUUGAGGAUAGUAAUAGGGUAAUAGUUGCAUGAAGUACCUUUGAUUCACACAAAGGAAAGAAUAAAACGAUGGAGACAACUGUGAAGGUUUUCUUCUGCGCCCACAAACUGCAUAUUGCUGUUUUUCCUUAAUUCUGUCUUAACAAAGCCUGAGAAUUUGACCUUGGACCACUGAGAUUUCAGUCAUUUGCAUAUAUUUAGCCAUACAGACUUUUUCCUUGGAUUUGUGGAAAGUUUGGAAGUCUUCUAUGUUAUGUCGUGUUUUAUCAUACUCAUUGCAAAAGUAAUCUUUUUUUAAUUCAUGUGUAAAUCAAAUAGUAUUUUUCAGUCAAAACCCAUGAAUCUUCCUUUUCAUAGAGAGCUUCAAUACUGAUAAUGCACUGUUCUGUCAAGAGCUGCAGUCAUCUAAAUAUAAAAAUGUUUCAAUAAGGAAUCUUGGGACUAGAAAACAUUUUAAAGAUUUAGUCUACUCUUUAAAGACAUACUUCUGGACAAAUAAAUACAGACUACCAUACCAUAUUAUGAGCUUCUUUGAUUUAGGUAUCUCUUUCCAUUAAGUUUGUUGACAGAAAUUAAAUUUAAAAAUUCAGUUCUCUUUCACCGUUCAGGCCAUUAGCCAAGCUAUUGACAAGGGCUAGUUUCUACCUUUUGGAGGUCAAGGAAGGUGUACCAUUCUUGAUCCAGUGCUGCAAGCUUCCCUGUAAACAGGCCUUGAUGUCUUCUGAUUGGAUUUGUGUGCCCUGGCUUGCAUAACCAUACAGCUUGUAUCCCAGCGUUAUUAGCCAAAAGGAAUAUAGGGACUUACAUAAUCAUUACACGAUUAUUUUUCAGUAACUGUACUGUAAAUAUGUAAUUCUCUCUGUUCCUAAUAACUCUUAAUCUCUUUGUUUCUAUUGGCUCAUGGGCUCAGAUUUGGCUGUGGCCUCCAUGCCCUGGCCACUGAUGAAACUUGAAAAAAAUUGUUACUCUCGGGGCUCACCUGCUUUGCUCCCAGCAGCAAAUACGUGUUCCCCAGUGCAGGCAGGGGCACUGCACGGUGGUGCACUGUGUUGUGGGAGUGUGCACAGCAUUUCUGCCUCCAUUCCUUCUGAGAAGGGCCCAUUCGUCUUUAGAAACCUUUCAUACCUGGCUCUGUGUGUAUGUUCAGCACAGACCUCUUUGCUGAGCUUCUUUGUGUGUUUUAUGCCUGAGAAUUCUAGUGCAAAGUUUUGAUCUCAUUUCUGCAUGUUGUUUGAGAAAGAUUCUUUCUUGAGAUCCUUUGGUGAGAAAAUCUGAAUUAUCAAGAACUCUUGAUCCACUGCAGGUGUUGGAAACCAGGAAGAGAUUGUUUUCCUUUUGGUACAAGCAAAUAGAAAAAGGCCCUUUAGAGUGCUAUUCUGCUGUUUAGUUGUGGUAUCUGUGGGAUUUGGUGGUCCGCUGUCUCCCAAGUUGUAGUUCUUCCAGUGAUAACUUAUGCUAAUAAAGUACCUUUCAGGUAUAUUUGAAAAUAGCCUCAACUUUGAUGCAAAACUGCUUUUCUUGCUGCUUUUAAUAUUAGAAGUGUUACUCUUUUUUUUUUAUUUCAGCCUUACAAAAUAAUUGAAAAUAAUUUUUCUGUGUUUAAUUAGCUUCAUGAGUCAGUGCCUGGUCUUAGAUCUUGACAUUUUUGGCAUGCAAAAUUUUCUUGUGUAUUUGACCUUGGCUUUAUUCCAGAAUAAAUAUUUUAAGCUGCUAGUUGUGUGUAUUUUUUUUUUGUCUUUGGUCUGAGUCUAGGGGGCAGACAUAAGGAGCACUGAGAGAAGUGAAGUGUAUAAACCACAAUUAGAAUUGCAGUGCACAGGUGUCUGUAGAUCUUACACAAUUGCCAAGCUAUUUGUUUCUCAAAUGAUAGGGGCUUUGGGAGUGUAUUUUGGAGAAUAAAGGGAGCAGAAGGCAUGUUAGGGUUAUGGGUUUGGUUGUUUGGGAUUUUUGGUUUCCUUUUUUUUCAAAUCCUGCUUUAAAUUCUUCCAGUCUUGAUACAUUUGAUAUCUUUACAGAACCAGCAUAUUGAAUGGUUGAAAGUGAUCUACUGUGGCUGGCGAUGCAGUUUAUAACUGCCUUCAGAGAGGAAUCAGCAUUGAAGAAUAAAAAUUCCUUGCAUAAUAGCUUUCCUUUGAGCAUCAAAUUAGGUCUUGUGGCUUAAAAAUCUGAAUGCCAGCAUUGAAAAUAAGAUGACUUGUAAUAAUAUUAAAAAAGAAUGACUUUUGCAUCAAGGUUAUGGGUGAGCUCUGCUGCAGGCCCUUGAGGAUCUUUUUGGAAAGAGAGGUGUCUUAAAUCUCUAUGCUAGUCAUACACAAAAUAUUAUUGCAAUGAAAAAAUUGUGAAGUGAAUAAACAGCAGCUCACAGUACAGGAUGCUUGAUGUAUCAGGAGUCCUAGUGUUCACUGUAUUUUGCAAUUUAAUGCACAAUAUUUUUUUAAUUCUGUAUUUGUGUAUGCACCACUCACUGUGUUGGAUCUGUAUUCUUGGGAUGUGAGGUUCCAUUAAAAAAUAAAUAAUAAUCGCAGCCCCCGCUCCCCCCACGUGCACUCAUUUUCUGUAAUAUGGUAAUGAUAUCACCGUAGCAGUAAUUACGGGUCAUCUUCAUUUCUUUCAUCUCUGCUGGUUCUGAUGGCUUCAUUCCUUUGACGGAGAAGAUUUGGCUCUGGGUGCUGUGAUUAUUUUGUUAAGCAUUAUUCGAAUAGACAGGAGUGAGAGAAAUUAAUCAAUCCAAAUGCAAUUAGCAUCAUGUUUAACCCAGUGAUGGACGUCUCAAGGUGAAACAGCCAGGGGAGUUUCAGACAUUAUUAUUCAAUCCAGUGGCUCUUAUCUAAAUUAUAAUCAAGAGGUUUUUAUUGGCUUUGCAGAGAGAAGAUGUAACUCUUUCCCUGCUUUGGGGGUCAAAGGGAUCAGAUCUUUGGUUGUACAAGAUACUGGCUGCAGGUAUCUCCUAGAAUUGGGAGGUACUGUAAAAGUUUACUGUAAUAUCAGGGUCACUUGGGACAAAAUACCUGCACAUCCUAGUAUCUGUGGCCUGGAACAUAAGUGUAGUAGCUCCCUGGUCAUUGGUAGGGUUGUCUUUGCCCCUUGCAUUUCAUUGACUGAGUUUGCCCUUCUGAAUGUGAGUGAAUACUGUUUGUAGUUUCAGCAUUCGAAGCUCUGUGAACAUCACAGUUUGCAACUGACUGCAAACAGAAUGAUAACCUCCUUGCAAGGUAGGGAAAUCUAGUUAGGAAAACAAGGGAAAUGAUUCUACAGGGAAGGAAUCUAAUUUUUCUUAGAGUCGAUAUAAUUUUAGUAUUUAUUGAUAGCAACAAUAACAUUUUUGAGUAUUUUUUAAUAUGCAGCAGAUCUGUUGUCACUGAAUAAUCCUGAAUGAUUCUCUGAGAUCUCUUAUCAGGUACAAGAACAAACAUGAGUACUAUAUGUGGAGAAGAACAAGGAGGAAAGAGGUCACAUGAGGAUUUCACAAUUCAGGAAGGCAUUAGGUAUUUGAUUACAAUUCUUAAGGCUCUAGCUAACACUCACAAAAGUGUUUCAGUGGUUUAAAACUUUAUCAGUCUCAGCUAUUUGCCACUUCUCUGUCAGAGAGGACUGUUCUCAUAGCAUACUUUGUGCAAGUUUUACCUUCUUUGGCACUUCUAAACAAGCCAUGCCAGACUGUGAACUACAGCUGACAUAAGGGCACAUUCUGCUUUCUCAUUCACCAAGGGGAGGACACUGAUGUUUUGUACCAGAGGGGUGUUAUUAUUUUAAAAUGCUGCAGGCAAGACUUGACAGCUCAUCUUUCAGAUUCUGAAUUCUAGCACAGUUGCUGAAUCCUUUUGCAUACAUCUUGUGCUAGCUUUGGCUGGGGUAGAGUUAAUUUUCUUCACAGUGUCUGGUAUGGGCCUGUGUUCUGGAUUUGUGCUAAACACAGGUUGAUAAUAGAGAGAUGGUUUUGUUGCUAGUGAGCAGAGCCAAGGUCUUUUCUGCUUUUUGUACUGCCAUGCUGGCAAAGAGGCUCGAGGUACAUGGAAGGUUGAGAGGAGACACAGCUGGGACAGGUAAUCCAAACUGACCAAGGGGAUAUUCUAGACCACUUGACAUCGUGCUCAGUGUAUAAACUGGGGGAAAAAGGAGGAGGUGAGGGAUGAUCAGAGUGGCAUGUUUGUCUUCCCAAGUCACCAUUAUGUAUGAUGGGGCCAUGCUCUCCUGGAGAUGCUGAACACCUGCCUACCACAGGAAGCAGUGAAUCAAUUCCUUGUUUUGCUUUGCUUUCUCUGUUAAACUGGCUUUAUCUUGACCCACAAAUUUCUCAGCUAUACCCUUCUGAUCCUAUCCCUGAUUCUGCUAGUGAAGGAGUGAGCAAAUGGCUCCAUAGGGCUUGGUUGCUGGCUGAGGUGAAAGCACAGCAAUCUGUACUGAGGCUGUGAUCCCAUCUGUAAGGUGGUAAUUAAACCACUAUAUGUUUCAAGAAUAUUGUAAGGCUUGAUAAACUUUGCAAGUGCUUUGAUACUGAUUACUGAGAGAUGCCAUGGUAAUGCAAGCUUAUUCCACCUAGAGGUUUACGCUGAUUCUGUUGUCUUAGCUGAGGAAUGUGUUUCAGGAGUGUUAGGUGAUUGCAGUGAUCUUCAGUGUCAGUGUAACAGUUCCUGAAGCACUGCUUGGAGUGCCUGCAUGUGCCAGUUGUGCCUCCAGUGAAGGUCACUGACCUUGUUUUCACUAGCCACUGCUCUCCUGAGAUGGCAGUUCAACUCUCUCCAAAACCGGGCUUGGGGUAGCAUUCACUGGUAAGUAUUUGUCAAAGGCCAACAGUCUUCAACUAGCAGCUUAUUUGACACUUAUAUUAGGAAGUAGCCAGCAGGUAGCAGAGUAAUUGAAGCUCUUUCCAUGAAGAAAGAAGUGUGAGCUGAUGGCAGGUGGUCAUAAGAUUUUGAGGGUCUGGUUUGAGAUAGAUCUGCAGGGACCAGAUUCUGUCUCUCUGACAGAAGUUCAGACUAUGUUGUCUGGGUAAAAAUAUUCUCUUGGUCUUGUCUGUCAUAUGCCUCUUUUUUCUUUGAGAGCUGUUCAGUAAUAAUGUCAAUCUUAAAUAUUUUUGCUGGCUUUAAAUUACCUCUUUGCCUUCAACUCUCAUCCCCGACUUAUUUUUUUGUUUUCCUUGAACAUGCAGUAUUAGUUGAGCCCAACUGAAAGGUGUGACUUUGCAGUUGGCUUUCACAGGUUCAGUUAAGUAGAACUCCUACAGUCGUUCACAGGCAGAUUUCUCUUAAGCCUUUUUUGUGUCCUGCCAACUAAGAAACAGAAUAAUUGUGUCUUCUUAUCCUGGCAUUCUAUCUGAGCACAUAAGAAACCACUUCUGAUGCAACAGAUUCUUGUGAUAGAAGGCUAAAAAACAGAGAACUGUUCUGCUGUCUUUCUGCAAUUCAUAUUCUUUGCCAUGAAACGGUAAUUUGCAUUGACACUGCUUCAGAAAUAAACCUUUCUAGUUUUGUUUUCUAUGUAGUCCAAGGACACAGCAGUAUUUUGAGGGUGCAUGAUUAGUACUUUAAAGGAAUCCUUCCAUGCUGAAAAACAAGUUCUUUAGCUACUGUAAGUGCAACUGCGUGAGAGAAAUAACUGAUAAGCUAACAAAGUGUAACAGUGCCUAAAAUAGCCAUUUGUAGGCAAGAAUGUAGCAUUCAAAAUGUGACACUACAAGUCAUUUCAGAGCUAAAAACAUUAAUUGUAUUUCUGUGUUUUAUUAGUAGCACGACCUGUAGAUUUCAGCAAAGCUACAUUUUCAGGUCAGAUAGGGAUCACAGUCAAAUUUGUCCCAUAAGUUGUACAUCUGGGAGAGAAGCUAAGACAUGCUUCUCUAGCAAGUGACUUCAUAUUAAAGUAUCUAUAAUUUGAAGAUACUCUCAGGCUUUGUUUUGAGAUUUUUAGAUAAGCCCAGAGUGGUAAACGGUGAAGGUAUAAUGUUCAUGAUGAAUGUGUGAUAAAUACAGUUUGUCACGUAUAUCUUUUACAUAGACUUUAUCCCCAAGUGUGUUGUAGAUAUACUUAAGUGUAUAUUAUGUUUAAGAAGUGUGCAAGUAUGUGUGUUACUUAGGAUUCUCUGGGAUGAAAGUUGCUUAUAUAAGUCACUGAUUUCCUUGCUGAUUUUAAAGCAGUAAAUCCUUCCAUUAUUUCCUGGCUAUCCAGACCUUAUAACACAGUAUGUCCUGUGCUGUUGUAUGUAUGAGAAGGCUUUUUAUGGGGAGCAAUCAGGCUGGACCCCAAUCUCCAGGGCAGUGGUUUUUUUCUAAUUAAAUUGUCAGUGGAAGGAAUAUCCGGAACAGCAGUUUUCAUUUUCAAUCGAGGAAAAAACAUUAUGAGUCUUUGUCAUUUGAUUAAAAGUUACUUAACCUUUAAAUUGCUACAGAUGUAAAGAUAGCUCUGAGUUUCCAAUGUAAUCGCCUCCAAGUUAAAAUCAGGAAAAUCUUUGUGUAAUGAAACCCAUAUGUCAUAGUGAAAGGAUGCAAAGCACUGGCAGAGUGGGCUGCUCUAGCAGGAGAUUCUGCACCCAAUCUUGUUAACCAGGACUGCUUUUGGUAAUCCCUCAUCUCCUCACUUGUAGGAAAUCAAUCUGUACCACUGAAUCUUUUCAACCAGCAACUAUAAAAUUUACUGCGGAGAGGCAGCUUGGGGACAAUUGUAGUAAAAAUGGAGCCUGAGGCAACAAGGCUAAAUGUGGGAUUGAGGGAUUGAAGUUCUAAAGAGAAGAUUAUAUUAAACCUUAUUCUGCUCCUCUAUCAAGUAGAACUGUCUCUUCCUCCUUUCAACCCCAGCCUUUGCUAUGCAGUACCUGUUCUUGAGAUCUGCUUGGCAGAUCUUUGCCAGGCAGCAAACGUAAUCCCUACAGUACGGUAUUCUCUGUUAAUUAUAAUAGCCUUAUAACAAUUUUCAAUACAUUUAUCUGAAGGAGUUUAUUCAAGCACUAUUUCCAGAGCAACCAGUGCUGUUAUCAACCUAAAGUGUUUUUUUCUGUGGAGUUCAGUGUCUUCCUUCUCCCUAGUAGGUGGGGUUAAUUUGUGUACAGGCUAUUGCAAUGGUAUCCAUUGUUGAUUUUCCUAUUGUAGUAGAUGCACAGCACAGACAAGGUUGUAAAUCGUGACUUGUCAUGCAGAUUCAUGUUUCUGUUUUGUGCUGCACAGCCUCUGUAGUGUGUGUCUGCUGGUACAAUGAAACCUGUGCUCAAACCCUCUCUUCCCUUGAAGUCCAUGGUUUAAACUACCAUUGUAAAGAAAAAAUCCCUGAGGUUUUCACUUUAGUUUUGUCCAACCUUUUAAUUAAAAAAUCCACCUCUAUCUACUAUUCAAAUGGCUUCUGCUGGUCCCUUGGGUAGUUGCUUAAAGCUGGUUUUACCAUCUCUCUUAGCCUGCAGUCGUAUUUGGAAUGUGGGCGAUGGUUUCUUCAUUCACAAGCUCUUCCCUCACUCCAGCAAACUCCAUAAGACCCCAGUGGAAAUGAUAUUCCUAUUAUUAAGAAUUCAUUUCUCAAAAGCAAUACUGAGCAGAGAAAUCAGUGUAAUAUUAGAGCCUUUUACUGUGCAAAAUCCAUCAAAUCAUACUCCAGUGCAGAUUAAAAAGAAACAAAGGUGAAGCAAUAGCCAAGAUGUUUGAAUGCAGCACCAUGUAGUAAAAAUUUGGCCUGUGUUUACCAGGAAUACAUUGAACUGUGGUUCUUGGACAAGUAAGAGAAGCAGCUGAAGCAGGGAAGGCAAGAUUGUUAAUGCUUGUGGAAACUUGCCCUUAGUUUGGCUGUGGUUUUUGUGUCAAAUGAGGAUGUUACUUCCUGGCCAUUUUCAUACAUAUACAAAGAUAAAAGGUCCUUUUUCUUUCUCAGUUUGGCAUCAUAUCUUUAAAAAUAAAGCCUUGCUGCAAGCCUGAGUCUGUGAGGAGGCGAGGAAUACAGAAUAGCAGAAGGCUGUCUCCCGCUCCUAAUGGGAUUUUGUAGCAGCAUGUGCGAGUUUGUUUCAGAAGUCAGAAAUGAACAGAUGUUGGUAUAAAUUACCUCUGUGUCUGAUGUCUUGCAAAUUAAAAGCGCGGUUGGCAUCACUAAACAAUUCCACCAGGUUGGGGGGGGAAGUGGGUGGUGAUUAUUGUAGCAGGUCGGUAAGAAUCUUUAAGCUGCAGCAGAACAGGAUAGCAAGGAUAAAGGAAUGAAGAAUAAAAUGAGAGGUCUGUGAAUUAAUCAGAAAUGUUAACAUCUUCGAUGACAAGUGAACAGGCAGGCACGUGCUCUGGAGCAGCCUCCAACCCACAGUAAUUUCACUCAGCGCACAGAAGGAGUCUAUGCUCUCUGCCUGAUUUAUAGGGUGCAGCCCUCUUUGGGGGAACAGAAUUGUCAUGCAUUCGUAUAUCUCCUGGAUGGGACUUGCACUCUGGAAAACUUUCUACUUUAUCAGCUACAGUUCAGUUUAUGUGCUUUUCUCAUUAAGAGUGUUUUAAAACCAUACACUAUUGUUGGAGCAAGCCAGGGAGAUGUCAAAGAACUAAGAAUCUAUUCCAAACUGAAAAUUUAAAAAUAUUUUAGUUUUAUUUAGUCAUAUUCUUUGGGCAUAACAACUUAAUUCCUGACAAAAUACCAGUCCUCUCUGUUCUUCAGCAGCACCUUCUAUCCUUGUGUCACUUCAGCAGCACUUAAAACAUACAGGUUAUCUUGGGGUUAGGGAGGUAGAGGUACAAAUGAGUACUUUUGUGGUAGCUCAUGCUGUGCAUCAGAAGCAGGAUCCCAGGUGAUGUAACUCACAUCUGGAGGCAUGAGGCAAGAAAAUAGUGCAGUGAUAUGCUUGAACCUCCAGCCAGUCUGAAGCAUGUUCCAUACAGGACAGUGGACUCUGCAGCCUACAGGUAUCCGUAUGUAACAGACAGGUUAUAUACUUUUAAAUACAAUUAAUUGUUUUACAAGGAUUUUGCUGAUGACAAUACCUCAUGAUAAAAUUUUGUAUAAACAGAUUAGAAUGUAGUAAUUUAAAGAAGAGGCUUUAAGGCACAAAUUCUAACUUUUAUGUAAACAAUAACAAAAUGUCUUUAUCUGAGUGCACUCUGAGUAUUGUAAGCUGAACAUUUUUAUUACAUUUUAGUUCUGUUCUGACAGAUAAUCAGUAAUGUCAAAAAAAAACCCAA